GGGUCCAGACCACAAUGCGGUUCAGUCUCCUUAUGGAACAAACGAACUGUAUAUGGCUGUGCACUUAUCUAGAGUCCUAGCUACCUCAGAUGAACAGACCUGUGAAGAUUCUGGCAGUAGCAAGAAUUUGGCUGUUGAAGCAGCCCAGACACAGGUAUGCCGAAGUCUCCAAGUCCUAGCUACCUCAGAUGAACAGACCUGUGAAGAUUCUGGCAGUUCCAAGAAUUUGGCUGUUGAAGCAGCCCAGGCACAGUUUGAUCCUGAAGGAUCAAGCAAUAAUAGCAAUGCCGUCAACAAUGCUGAUAUUUCUGGACCUGAAAUCAAAUUAAGGACUCACCAACCUCAUGAUCAACGACGGGUCGAAAACUUUGGGCCACAGGGUACACGAAGAAAGCGCGAAGGGCCGUUUUUCGCUGGAGAAGCUGAAGAAAAGCUUAGUGUCACCGCUGAUCCUGCUGCUAUCGUAGAUGAGACCCAGGAUACAUCCCUUUCCAAGUCCAAUGAUGUCACAACACUUGUUCAAGAACAGGCUUGGAUCAUGAAAUCAGGAAGUGAUUUUCCAAGAGGCGGCGACAAAGAGGUUCCCUCUGUGUCAUGGAUAGCUCUUCCAUGUCCUCAUCUAUGUAAUUAA
Camellia sinensis is the source of this 631-nucleotide messenger RNA. NCBI's taxonomy places the organism in Eukaryota, Viridiplantae, Streptophyta, Magnoliopsida, Ericales, Theaceae. The record is from RefSeq and is a predicted model, not a curated record.